Etheostoma spectabile (orangethroat darter) is the source of this 4756-nucleotide messenger RNA. RefSeq names its product ral guanine nucleotide dissociation stimulator. Gene Ontology annotation, cellular component: plasma membrane. Gene Ontology annotation, molecular function: guanyl-nucleotide exchange factor activity. NCBI's taxonomy places the organism in Eukaryota, Metazoa, Chordata, Actinopteri, Perciformes, Percidae. Bases 681 to 3164 code for a protein of 827 amino acids. The transcript has 18 exons. The record is from RefSeq and is a predicted model, not a curated record. Gene Ontology annotation, biological process: Ras protein signal transduction.
CAGCUGCAGCAGCAGCAGGCAGCAGCAGGCAGCGUCUUGCUUUGGUAAAAGCGGAGAUUGAGAUUCCCCUCAGCAGCAUCCAUUUAAGCAUCGGCGUUACACUGGUGAAAUCAGCCACAUCUUCCCCGGGACCGACCACUCCUCACUGGGAUGUCGUCGUCGAGCUAUGGCACGGAUUUAGUCGUGAGAACCGAUGAUAGAGGAGACUUUUCCGUUGGUUUCUUUUGACUGGAAGGGAGCGGAGCGACGAUGGAUGAAGGCAGGAGGAGACAAAUAAAAUUCUGAUAAUCGCUGAGGUUUUAGCUGGCUAGCACGCUAACGUUAGCCAAACCUCAGAUGGUCGUCGGUUGUUUUUUUCCUCUCCCCGUUUACUGACCGAUUGGGUGUUUUCCUCCGUGAAUAAACACUCCUUAUUUAUUUAUUUUUUUUUAUAUAUAUGGAUGUCGAGACAUGCUGGAGCCAAUGAGGACAUUUCUCUCAAGGAUAAAAGCACUGUAGCUGUCUACUAGCCUCCCAGCGUUAGAGCUAGUUAGCUGAAAUCCAUUUUUAUUUUUAUUUGUUUUAUUUCUCGUUGAUUCCAUCUACGUGAAGAACAAGAUGCGGCCAGAGGAAGAGUGUGUCUAACGGGGAGCCUGAACUCGCAUGUACACAGACUCCAUGAAGGUCAUGAUACCGAGAGAAUGAUCAUGCUGGAAAAACAGAGCUCGACGCAGGAGAUUGGCGAGGAGGCCGAGGACGACGCCAUCUUCACCAUCACGCUAAGGAAGGUGCAGCUUCACCAGUCGGCCAGUAAGGGGCAGCGAUGGCUUGGCGUGGAGACGGACUCGGCCCUGAGCCUUUACGAGACCUGCAAGGUGCGGACCAUUAAGGCCGGCACGCUGGAGAGGCUGGUGGAGUACAUGGUGUCGGCGUUCAGGGGCAAAGACUCCACCUACGUCACCAUCUUCCUCUGCACCUACCGCUCCUUCGCCAGCACUAAGCAGGUGCUGGAUCUCCUGCUCCACAGGUAUGCCAAGCUCCAAAACGUCCCCGCAGCCACAGCCCACAGAGUCUCCCAGGACGACAGCACAGAGCUGAGAAACACUGUUUCGUCCAUCCUGGGCGCGUGGCUGGACCAGUACUCGGAGGACUUCUGGACCCCACCGAACUACGACUGUCUGCACCAGCUCAUGUCCUACCUCCACCGCCACUUCCCCGGCUCUGACCUGGAGCGCCGCGCCCGCAACCUGCUGGCCCACUUUCACCGCCGACAGCAGUGUGAGCCUGAUCCUGAUGGUAUGAAGGCAGGACAGGAGAGGGACAACAGCAGGGCAGGGACUGCAGAAAAAGGGGGGGAACACAUCGGCUGCCCUUUUGCUACGCAGGAAGAGAGUGGCUUUGAGGACGAGCUUCCUGCUUUCAGUUUCCUGUCGUUUGACCCCAUCAUGGUGGCAGAGCAGUUCACGCUCAUGGACGCGGAUCUGUUUAAGAAGGUGGUGCCGUACCACUGCCUGGGGGGGAUCUGGUCUCAGCGGGACAAGAAGGGGAAGGAGCACCUGGCUCCAACCAUCAGAGCCACUGUGGCCCAGUUCAACUCCGUCACCAACUGUGUCAUCACCACCUGCCUGAGCAACCCCGCGCUGAAGCCCAACCAGAGAGCCAGGCUGCUGGAGAGGUGGAUAGACGUGGCUCGGGAGUGUCGGAUCCUGAAGAACUUCUCCUCGUUGCGAGCCAUCCUCUCCGCCCUGCAGUGCAACGCCAUCCAUCGCCUGAAGAGGACCUGGGAAGAAGUGUCAAGGGAGAGUUUCCGCACCUUCCGUGAGCUGUCCGAGAUCUUCUCAGACGACAACAACUACUCCCUCAGCCGAGAGCUGCUGGUGAAGGAGGGUACCUCCAAGUUCGCCACUUUGGAAAUCAACCCUAAACGAGCUCAGAGGAGACACCAGCAGCAGAGAGACCUGGGAGUGAUGCAGGGGACGAUUCCUUACCUGGGGACGUUCCUGACGGACCUGGUGAUGAUGGACACUGCCAUGAAGGAUUACACCGAGGGUGGUCUGAUCAACUUUGAGAAGAGAAGAAAGGAGUUUGAGGUGAUCGCUCAGAUCAAACUGCUCCAGUUGGCCUCCAACAACUACAGUUUUACUCAGGACAGCCACUUCAGGGAGUGGUUCGCAGGCGUGGAGAAACUCAGCGAGGCAGAGAGCUACAAUCUGUCCUGUGAGAUCGAGCCUCUGUCGGAGUCGGCCAGCAACACGCUCAGAGCCAAGAAGAACGGAGGAAUCAUGAAGCGCUGGAGCGACCGGCAGUUGACGGAGGCCGGCUGCAGCGGUGGCCCGGGCUCUCAUUCAAAGUCCUUUGACCACUCGCACUACAGACCGUAUCAAGGAGGCGGGGGGGACAGCGGCGACGCUCUCAGUGUCACCUCCGUCAGCUCUAGUGGUUCCGACCUGGAGGACGUGAACGCCAGCUUCCUGUCCGACUCUCCGGAGGGACACGAGAGAAAGGUGAGGAAGAAAGACGGGAUAGAGAAGUCACUGCAAACAUGUACAAAAACGUCGACUCCUUCGGUGAAACUAACCGUCUCUGCCUUGGGGAGAGAAGCUUCGGCAGCAGAUACAACCUCAACGUUCUGGGAGUGCACGUCUCUGUCGUCUCUGGACGCCUCUGGGACGGGCUCCAGCUCCGGUUCGGCCUCGGGCUCCAGCAGCGCCUCCUCCUCCUCCGUCUCCUCCUCCACGCCGCUGUCCGCCUCUCGCUCUCACAAACGCUCGGUGUCUGCGGUGUCCAACUACUCGACUCUGUCGCUGCCGCUGUACAACCAGCAGGUGGACGACUGCUGCAUCAUCAGGGUCAGCCUGGACGUGGAGAACGGCAACAUGUACAAGAGCAUCCUGGUGACGAGUCAAGACAAGACCCCCGUCGUCAUCAGGAAGGCGAUGAUCAAACACAACCUGGAGCGAGAGAAGACCGAGGAAUACGAGCUGAUGCAGAAAAUCUCUGAGGACAAAGAGCUUCGGAUCCCGGACAACGCUAACGUUUUCUACGCCAUGAACUCCACUGCCAACUACGACUUUGUGCUGAAGAAGCGUGGCUUGGCCCGGCCUAUGCGGGCCAAGAACGUGGCCAGCUCCACACUUCCUCGCAUGAAACAGAAGGGACUGAAAAUUGCUAAAGGGAUAUUCUGAGGAGAAACGCACCACUUCCUGCCUCCCCUCCGACCCCCUUAUCCCUCUCUGGUCUCCACUCCUCAGAAGAAACAUUUGUGUUCAGGUCUGUUGGAGGGGAAAACUAACCUCAAGUAUCGGACUUUUGGUUUGAACAAAGACUGAGACGCCAGAGGAGAUAAACGACCAAGUAACCUUUCUGUGGAUUAGCAGGAAGCAGAGGAGCACCUUAGCACUUAGGAACAGCUGUCGCAACGUCCGGACCCUCCGAGGACUUUAAAAGGCAAAGUGUGUCGCAGGACAACGCCCGGAUAGAAACUGUUUCCAUGAAGGACACAUUUGUGGGACCAGCUGUGUUGGUGGCCGAACCAGUCGAACUCUCCGCCAGCCUCCGCUCGCUCUGAAAUGUCACGAAACUUGUUGUGUCGGCUCGUGGAGACGCAGAUCCAUUUCAUUUCCUGGUCCAUUACUCUUUUUGUUUACAACUGUUUACAUCUUAACUCGAUCAGCUCUUAAAGAUUUUUUGUUCUUUGCACCAUCGAUAAAAACUGAUUUUUAAAAACGCCAGAUUUCCUUGGCAGCAUUCAUCCCUGUACUUCAGCCCCCUCCCCCCCCUCGGCAUGGAGUGUACAUACAAGAACAAUACGAAGCCGCAGAUGUGUGCAACGGCUGGGUGUCUCGAAUGUGUUUCGAUUUCUUCAGGGAAGAUUUGCCGCGAGUGUACCGCCGCCUUUACCUUCCGGCCCCCGGGGUUCGUGAUGUCAACAGUGUUUCUGGGACUACAGCACUGAACUGGGACUCGUUUCAGCAUUUUAACACCAGCGGCGUUGAUGCGGAGGGAUCUGAACACUUUAAGCUUCUGAACGCUGCCAUGUUAAAAAAACAAAAACAAAAGAAAAGGUCAAGUAGUCCGCAAAUGGAAACAUGGUGUCAAAAUCCAGUGGGCACAGCCAUGAAUCACAUGCUACUGUUUUCUUAUUUUAUGAACGAAUCGUAACCACUACACCGUGAAGGAUGCGGCAGUCCUUUUUGAAAGCACUUGACUGGGACACACAACGUACCUGAGGGAAGAACAAGAGAGCUGGAAACAAAAACAAAAACAAACGGAGUGUAAAUAUCAUUUAACACCAACUGUGCAGUAUAUUCUUUUGAAACGGACCAUGAGAUUUUGUUAAUAGAAUCGUCACGAUACAAACAUAUUACAUAUUACCAUUUUGCGUGUUAUUCUCAUCGCUUCACUGCUGUCUCUCUUUCCCUCCGCCGGCCGCCAUGUUGGAAAGACGACAGAAACCCCUCGCCUGCUGAGUGAGGCCUUGCCAUUUUAAGAAAAUUCAGUUUAAUCUUCCGAUUGAGAUUGGAAGCCCAUUUCUACCAGGAGAAGAGAAGAAAAAACAAACAAAUACAAAGUUAGAAAUUAAUAUUAUAUUUAUUAAUUAUUUAAAAUGUCUCUAUUCAUGUCAACUCAUUAUGAGAUGUAAAUGAAACAAUUUGACUUGGUACUUCUCGAUUCGUCAUUCGAUCAGUCUUUGUCAGUAAAGUGCCUGUUACAUUUUUCUUAAGCCCAAGUGUCUUAUUAACAUAUAAACAUAUGUCACAUAAAACACAAAACUUAU